This is a messenger RNA of Phytophthora sojae, 1074 nucleotides long. RefSeq lists its product as hypothetical. Gene Ontology annotation, biological process: mitochondrial transport; carnitine transmembrane transport. Bases 90 to 1019 code for a protein of 309 amino acids. Lineage: Eukaryota; Oomycota; Peronosporomycetes; Peronosporales; Peronosporaceae. Gene Ontology annotation, molecular function: O-acyl-L-carnitine transmembrane transporter activity. The record is from RefSeq and is a predicted model, not a curated record. Gene Ontology annotation, cellular component: mitochondrial envelope. The transcript has 6 exons.
CAGCCGCACUCCUCGAUCCGCGCCAAGAGUCCCGCAUCGCUACAGCCCUCCACCUCUACCUUUAGUCACACCUCCUUACCCCAGCCAAUAUGAGCGAGGAAGCGACCAACAAACCGACGUCGGGCGUGGUGUCCUUCGUGACCGGCGGCUUCGGCGGCAUGUGCCUCGUGGCAACGGGCCACCCGCUCGACCUCAUCAAGGUCAACAUGCAGACGCAGCCCAAGCCGCUGCCCGGCCAGCCGCCCAUGUACACGAACGCCGUCGACUGCGCCCGCAAGAUGGUCGCCAAGGAUGGGGUCCGUGGUCUGUACCGCGGUAUGUCGGCCCCGCUGGUGGGCGUCACCCCCAUCUUCGCCACGUGCUUCUGGGGCUACGACAUGGGCAAGCUCAUUGCGAUCAAGGCGUCGGGCCAGUCGCCCACGGCUCCGCUGUCCAUGGGGCAGAUCAUGUUCGCCGGUGGAUUCUCGGCCAUCCCGGCCACUGUGGUCAUGGCGCCUGGCGAGCGCAUCAAGUGCUUGCUUCAGAUCCAGGCGCAGGCUGUGGAGCGCGGCGAGCCCAAGCUUUACGACGGCAUGGUUGAUUGCGCCAAGAAGCUGUACCGCACGGGCGGCCUGUCGAGCAUCUUCCGCGGCUGGGAGGCCACUCUGCUGCGUGACGUCCCUGGCUCUGUUGGAUACUUCGGCGGUUUCGAGGCAAUCAAGCGCGGCCUGACGCCCAAGGGCAAGGACCCAUCGGACCUGAACGCCUUUCGAGUGUUCGUCGCUGGUGGCUUUGCGGGUAUCAUCAACUGGGUCAUCGCCAUCCCGCCCGAUGUCAUCAAGUCGCGCAUCCAGACCGCGCCGGAGGGCACGUACCGCGGCAUCGUGCACUGCUUCCAGUUGCUCAUGAAGCAGGAGGGCCCUGGCGCUCUUUUUAACGGCGUGGGCCCCGCCAUGGCUCGCGCGUUCCCCGCCAACGCCGCGUGCUUCCUGGGCGUCGAGUUCUCCAAGAAGUUCCUGAGUUUCUUCGGUUUCUACUAAGCUCGAGUAAGCAAAAGCGUUCGAUAAAUACAACCAGCCAACGCUUCUGCAGUUG